CUUACAUCCGCUUUACGAGAAUGCCCGUUUGAUUUACUAACGGGUUUUUUUAAUUAGAUUGACGCUUUCUUUAAUCGUUGACCAAGCACAUAAAUCAAACGCACAGUACUACAAGAAAAUAUAUGAACCGGAAGACUGGAACAAACUUACGAAGGAGAAAAUAGAAAUCGAAGAACUGAGCGACGAUUUUAAAAAUGUUGUGAACGAAGUCAUUCAGUGUAAAGGGAAUGUGCCCUCAGAAGAGGAGCAAAUUCAUUGACAAGGGCUUAAUCUCAGUACAUCGUAGCAACAAAGGCUACUCUAGUACGUACAAUACCCCGUCAACAUCAAGUCGUCUGCUUGUGAUCAAACGUCUCAACGCUAAUAAUUGUCAUAAGCACCGGCAAAACCUACCUUUCCGUAAACAGAAUGCCCUCCAAGCAUUAAAACAGCUAUCACACCAUAUGAACAUGCUAUUGCAAACGGAUAUCGACAAUGAAAUUUUACAAGGCAUUGAUAUUUUGGAUUAUUUGAUACGAUACCUGAGUUCUGGUGGUCAAAAGUCUGACACUUAUUGUAACAGUGUCGGCCCAGAUACUUACAAUCGGGAACGUGAAUGGGUAGACAGUGUGAAUCAAUAUAUAAGAAUAUCCACGCCUAUUACUCCAUAUUCAACCAUGCGGUUGACCGCAAGUCAUCCUAUCGUCUGAACCAUGCGUUGUCGAUCGUCAACCAUGCAGGUCGGAUAUCGUCGUAACGUGGGGGGCUCGCAUCGGCCGAAACAAAAAAAGUAAAAUCAAACAAUGAACGGUUGUAUGGUCCUGGUGGCAGUUUCGCCGCUACCCAUAACGUUAUAGGACGAAAGAUCGAUUGUUACCAUUGAAGACACUGAAAUCGCAU
This is a messenger RNA of Zychaea mexicana, 879 nucleotides long. RefSeq lists its product as uncharacterized. The record is from RefSeq and is a predicted model, not a curated record. The transcript is spliced from 5 exons. Bases 228 to 689 code for a protein of 153 amino acids. NCBI's taxonomy places the organism in Eukaryota, Fungi, Mucoromycota, Mucoromycetes, Mucorales, Lichtheimiaceae.